CAAUUCUAAAACCUCUUUAUAGGGAAAAGAUUCGUCAAAUCGCACAGGUGACUUGAAGCGAGAAGCAUCAGCGCCGAUACACAGACUCAACCAUGAAGCUUCUACUUGUUCUGGCUUUUGUGGCAUUGGCCUACGGAGAAAAGCGGUUAACAUGCACGUCUUUCUCGGACAGCCUGAUUGAGAAGAUGAAUGAACAGAUCAACCUGGAACUGCACGCCAGUUACCUGUACCACGCAUACGCCCGGUACUUUGGCCGUGAUGAUGUGGCUCUGAGCGGAUUUGCGGACUUCUUCAAGCACGCCUCAUCUGAGGAGAGGGAUCACGCGGACAAAAUGAUGGAGUAUAUGAACACCCGCGGCUGCCGAUUCCUGCUCAAGGACAUCACCAUUUCAGACGUUUGCGACAAGAUCAACGACAAGAAGACCCCAGAACUCGCUAGCGCAUGCAUUUGUGAAUUUACUGCUGCAGCCAAUGGUGGUAACCCCUCCUCCUGUUUCGAUGAGCGCACAGAAUGGUUCAACGGCAAAUACGCCAUUGAGAACGCUUUGACCAUUGAGCAUCACGUGAACGAUGAGCUGUUGAAACUUCACCGCUCUGCCAACGAUGUGCAUCUCCAAAAGUUCCUGGAAGAUCAUUAUCUUGAUGAACAGGUGUAUGCCAUCAAGGAACUGUCUGAUUACGUCAGAAUCCUCAAGAGAACCGGAAGUGGUCUUGGAGAGUACAUGUUCGACAAGGAUCUGGACUCCAAAUACUAGAGAAUUCCACCCAUAUGGCCAAAACCAAACAUGGACGCAAAGGCGUGUUGAAGGGCCAGUCCUGAUGGCUGGUAGACGAACGUUAAGAUGGGUUCCCUGUUACUAUAUCAUCAUCACAAGGGGCUGAUGGUUCGAAUCUGCAAUUGGAAGAGGUCGUUACUUG
Molecule: messenger RNA, 918 nt
Organism: Liolophura sinensis
Lineage: Eukaryota; Metazoa; Mollusca; Polyplacophora; Chitonida; Chitonidae
Product: soma ferritin-like
Exons: 7
Coding region: 93-755 (220 amino acids)
Biological process (GO): intracellular iron ion homeostasis; iron ion transport
Cellular component (GO): cytoplasm
Molecular function (GO): ferrous iron binding; ferric iron binding
Source: RefSeq, a predicted model, not a curated record